Cheilinus undulatus (humphead wrasse) is the source of this 2903-nucleotide messenger RNA. RefSeq names its product solute carrier family 25 member 44a (gene slc25a44a). Gene Ontology annotation, cellular component: mitochondrion. Lineage: Eukaryota; Metazoa; Chordata; Actinopteri; Labriformes; Labridae. Gene Ontology annotation, molecular function: branched-chain amino acid transmembrane transporter activity. Gene Ontology annotation, biological process: branched-chain amino acid catabolic process; transmembrane transport. The record is from RefSeq and is a predicted model, not a curated record. Bases 381 to 1334 code for a protein of 317 amino acids. The transcript is spliced from 4 exons.
UAAAUUGAACAAACCGCUGGUUAAAGUAAACAUAACCGUUACAAAGACAACAUUUGAGGAUUAACACUGUUUACAGACCGCAUGACUUUGUUCAGGUGAAAUUCUGGGUUGCAGUGACAGCUGGAUCAAUGAAAAUAUAAGCGGAGACCUUUCACCUUUGACAAUGUUUGCUCCCAGCAGUAAUGGACGGAAGCUAUGACCCACCUUCCAACAGAACAGGCCGCAUGAGUUUAACAAAACAGGUCAGUUUCAUAACUGCGACUGUGGAGGUGAAGGUGCUUAGCGUGCUACAUGACCCCCUAACAGGAGAGAUGGCAGUGGAAGGCUCAAUAACUGCUGGUACGAGGCUUUAGGGGUGCAGCGCUGGCCUUGCCAGCACCAUGCAGCAGAAAGGUGCGAUCCAGAUCAUAGAAUGGGAGGACUUGGACAAGAGGAAGUUUUACUCCCUCGGUGUGUUCAUGACCCUGACCACCAGAGCCACCGUCUACCCGGCCAGCCUCAUCCGCACCAGGCUCCAGGUGCAGAAGGGUAAGGCCCUCUACUCCGGCACCUUUGAUGCUUUCUGCAAGAUCCUGCGAGCGGAGGGCGUGCGAGGACUGUACCGUGGAUUCAUGGUCAACACAUUCACACUGGUCUCAGGACAGGCUUAUAUCACCACUUAUGAGCUGGUGCGCAAGUACGUGUCCCAGUACUCACCCAGCAACACGGUGAAGUCAGUGGUGGCAGGAGGGGCUGCGUCACUGGUGGCACAGACCAUCACUGUGCCCAUAGACGUGGUUUCACAGCACUUGAUGAUGCAAGGACAGGGCGAGCAUUUGACUCGCUUCAAGGCAAAACCUAAAAUGAUGCUUGCAGCAAGUAAACGCAGACCAACCUUUGGGCAAACCCGGGAUAUUACAGUGCAGAUAUUUGCAGCAGAUGGCUUUAAAGGGUUUUACAGAGGCUAUGUGGCAUCACUGCUCACAUACAUCCCCAACAGUGCACUGUGGUGGCCUUUUUAUCACUUUUAUGCAGAGCAGCUGUCUUUGUUGGCACCCAGUGAGUGCCCACAUCUGAUUCUGCAGGCUUUGGCAGGACCAAUGGCAGCAGCAACCGCCUCCACUAUCACCAACCCCAUGGAUGUUGUUCGAGCAAGAGUACAGGUGGAGGGACGAUCGUCUGUUAUUGAGACAUUCAAGCAGCUCCUGGCAGAAGAGGGCGUCUGGGGGAUGACCAAGGGACUCUCGGCCCGCAUCAUUUCCUCCACACCCACGUCGGUGCUCAUCGUAGUGGGAUACGAGACCCUGAAGAGACUGAGCCUGCGUGCUGAGCUGAUAGAGUCCAGACACUGGUAAAACAAAGACCUAGAAGAGAGCCAGAAUUCACCUCAACUGAGCCCAGAUCUGAGUCCAGUCUCAGGGUAACUGCUCAGCCACGUAGCUGCUUCUGCACGUCUUUAGAUCCAUUAAAUGCAGGUGUAGUGCAGCAGAGUUCAAGUGUUGAUGUUUGUCUUUUGGUGCACUUAGCAGCUACAACCUCACCUCUUUUGCCCCGGCCUUUUAUUGCAGAUGGGUUAAUGUGAAACAUAAUCUUAAGCUUGACUGAUGACAAAGAAAGCAGCGUCUUCUCUAGGAAUAUUGAUAAAUGAAGCCCUUUUUUAAAUGACUGCCUCCUGUGCUGUAUAACAUGGAAUGAUGUUUCCAGUGUAAUUUCAUACCUGAAUUUGGGAACUUCAGGGUUGUUGUUUUAUAGUUGGUCAUACUUUAACUGCAUAAAAGAAGUCCAAGUUUGUGUAUCAUUUUUAGGAGAUUUCAAUGUGCCAGAAUCUAAAGACACAAAUGCCUUGUUUGUCCUUUUGAGCACAUUAAGAGCAGAAAAGCUUGAAAUCUCUGUGCAUUCCAGUGAAAACCUAAUUUCAUGCAGAGGUGUCAAAUAACUGCCGAUCAUUUUUGCCUUACUGUAGGCUUCAAUCAACAAAAAACAUGAUUUAUUGAAUUAAGACAAUGCAGUUAAGCUGGUAAAAAGUCACAAGUGUAUAUUUGAUGUGUGAUAAUGAAGCUAGAUUACAAAAUUAUACUUAAAAUUUGUUCAAUGUCUGUACUUAAAGGAAAAGAAAUACUCUAUUUAGCCAAUGGGGUUUUGUAAAUCUGAGGAAGUCCCGUUAUGUAAGUAGCUACGUUUGUGAUCAGUCUGUAGGUGUAAUGAUGAAAUCUGCAUAAAGAUGAGUUGAGUGGGCCAAUCAGGCAGGUGUUUCUGCUUGUUUUAGCAUCUUGUAUGUAAGUGGACUGCAAAAAACAAACCUGGAUCUUCAUACAAGAAAAGCACUGCAGCAUAAGUAGUGCAAUUUUCACCUCUAAAAUCAUAGCAAAGUUGUAGAAAUCCUGUUUUCUGCAUGCGUUUCUACUGCUUUUGAUAUUCUGAUUCAAGGGCAUGGACAUUAACGACACCACUGUUCUGCUGUUAUGUCAGCAGAAACGCAUUGUGGCAGAUUCAUGCAGCAGAAGCUUCACACCAGCAGAUACUCCAAAGUUGCCUUCAGGUUUCACUGGUAAUUGAAUGAGUGAAAGGUGCAGGCUACUGUUGUUACAGCCAUGAAAUACAGUUGGAAAAACUCAUAUGCAGCCAUAUUUAUAAACCAGUACUGCCAGGAACUCAUCUCAGUGAGUUUUCCUUCUUUUGUAAACUGCUUUUCAAACAGCACAGUGUUCAAGAAAAGGAUCAUGGACUCAGCAUUUCCUCCAGUUUCUGAAUUUAUGAGACUUAAUUCCUGGAAAAGUGAAUAUUAUGGACUUUUGCCUGUUAUGGAUGAGGUCUAUUCCUCGUUAACCACCUACCUGCUGUGUGUGUUUAUCAGAGGAUUGUAAAAAGCAAAGUUUGAUGUGUUUAAAGUUGCACAACUUGUGGACCGAUGAUGACAUGUAAUA